GCACAGACGAAGCGGAAUGGGUAGCGCAACAAUUGCGCUCCAAGUGUGAGAUACCUUGGUCUCAACUUCUCGAUAUGGGACGCUGAUAGUGAGUAGUCGGUAUGGAGGCUACAGUAAUUCCCCUCUCAUGGUCGGAAGGCUAUGACAUCCACGACGACAAGCGAUUCGAGACAGAUGCGCGCACUCUACGAUAUCAGGCAUUAGGCAAAGCUUGUAAAGCGAACAAAGUAUCAUCCCUGUUAGUGGCACAUCAUGCAGACGAUCAGGCCGAGACAGUCAUGAUGAGAAUCAUGAACAACCGGCUGCGGUCUGGGCUUCAGGCUAUGCAGAGUGUGGAGUGGAUCCCCGAGUGCUAUGGGAUAUAUGGAGUGCAUCACAGCGGACAGAGGCAGGGACCAGAUCCCUAUCUUGAUAUUCCAUUCCCGAUCGAGAGAGGAGGGAUUCGAAUCUUGCGACCUUUGCUGAGGAUCGAGAAAUCGCGGCUGAUAGCUACAUGUGAGGAGCAAGGGGUAGCUUGGGCUGAGGACAAGACCAACUCGAUCCAGACCCUCACAGCACGCAACGCUAUCCGACAUGUGAUCAAGAACCACAAGCUACCAGCUGUCUUGAAUGUCAAGUCACUUGUCGACAUCUCGCUCAAUAUGCAGAAGCGUGUUGAGUCACACAAGGCACAUGCCGAGAAGCUCUUUGAUCAAUGUCCCAUCAAGAUGGACAUUCAGACUGGUUGUCUUCUUGUUCGCUUUCCACCGUUUGCCUCCUUGCUCAACCGCCUAAUCAAGUCUGCCUCAGAUAUGAAUGAAGCGAAAAACAAUGCCUACUUUUUGGUGGAGCGAGUUGCCGAGCUUGUUACACCUAAACCCAAGGCUCCGCUCAGUCAACUUGCAGGCACUAUCGAAAAUAUAUAUCCCGAGUUCCGAGAUCCUGAAGAUGAACUGGCACACUACAACGAAGCCCGCAUGAAGAAUUAUUCCGUCUACAGCGUCUGGUGGCGUCUCUGGGAUAAGGAGUCUCCCUUCGAAGAUCAAUAUCUUGGAGACAAUUUAAACGGUUCCUCGUCCAAAUCGAGGGAAUGGUUACUAACUCGUCAACCACUUGACACGGAGGAGAAGAGAAACCUAGCAAACCAAAUCGUUUAUCCCCCAGCACAGACCGUCUCCUCAACUUCAGUAUCCAAACCUACCUGGCAGUUCUUCGACGGCCGCUAUUGGAUUCGGCUCCAAAACUACUCACAGGAUACGCUCAUCAUGCGUAUCUUCUCGAAGGAAGAUCUACGUCAUCUACCCUCUCCUCAGAAACCUGAUAUGACAAAAUCUCCACUCAAUGGCCUUCUCCCUGAACGCUUUAUAACCGCCACUUUCAACCUUCUCAAACCCAGCGACGUGCGCUUCACGCUACCCGCAGUUUUUCGUAAGGAUAGCACCACGGGUGAAGAAACACUUGUUGGGUUCCCAACUCUCAAUGUUGGUAUGGGAAGUCCUGGUGCGCCGCAGAGGGUUUGUGACUGGAAUGUGCGUUACAAGAAGAUCGACUUUGGACGGCGUUCUGCCGAUGACAUCAUUGUGCCCGGGACGUCGAAGAUGAACAUCGUCACUGCUGAGAGGAGACAGCGUGGGGGUCACAAAGUUAUCAAGCGACACAAUGUUGUCAUUGACGAGCCCAAUGAUCCGGUUCCAGGGUACAGGCGGGUCUCUGGUGAUAAGGACACAAUCGCGGAGAGGGAUAAGUGGUGGCACAAGCAGCAGCAGCAGAUACGACAAGACAUGAAAGAUGAUGAAGUUGAGGGCUUAUAGAUCUUGGUGGAAGAGGGCAGGAAGAGAAGGGGUGGCAGACGGGGUCAUUAAGGUACCUUUUGCGUUGAAUACGAGAUAAAGAUAAUUAUAUAUAACCAUGCCUGUAUUCGUAGGGUAGCCGCUCCCGUCCC
Dothidotthia symphoricarpi CBS 119687 is the source of this 1921-nucleotide messenger RNA. RefSeq lists its product as uncharacterized. NCBI's taxonomy places the organism in Eukaryota, Fungi, Ascomycota, Dothideomycetes, Pleosporales, Dothidotthiaceae. The transcript has a single exon. Bases 102 to 1790 code for a protein of 562 amino acids. The record is from RefSeq and is a predicted model, not a curated record. Gene Ontology annotation, biological process: tRNA processing. Gene Ontology annotation, molecular function: ligase activity, forming carbon-nitrogen bonds; ATP binding.